Blepharisma stoltei is the source of this 1569-nucleotide messenger RNA. The record is from the annotation of a GenBank genome assembly. Lineage: Eukaryota; Ciliophora; Heterotrichea; Heterotrichida; Blepharismidae.
AUGAAUGGUACACUAAUUCCCACUAAUCUCACUCCCCACAAAAAAAUACUAUGCUAUUUUAUAAUAAAUAAAAUCAUUCCUACUAGCUAACAAUUUUCUAUUUAAUAUAUAAUAGCUGCCAAAAGAAAUGUUUAUAUUCAUUAUAAGUGGGCAUAUCUUUUUUAUAAUAAAUAGAGAAAUUUCCUAUAGCUCUCUCUAGACUAUAUAAGAAAAUCAACAAAAUAUCUAUUCAAUAUAAGCAGCAUAUCAUUAGCCGAUGUGUAUGACUAUAAAAAACUCGACAGUAAUGAUCGAUCCUCUAAUUAUGUAUAUCAGCAUUCCCGGACCUCAUUGACUCCUCUCCCGACCACAGCAAUCUCUUCUCCGAACACUUCAGUUAAAAUAUAUGCAACUCCCAAAACCACGAAGCCUAACCGAAUUAGGCACAGCCAGCCGCUUCCUCAAUCUGUCAACGAUUAUCAAGCCACUCGAAACCUUGCAGCACGCUACGAGCUCCUCUUAAAAAAUGACCAUCACAUAAUGAAAACUAUGUUUAAAGAAAAGAGAGCUGAUUUCGAAAAAACCUCGCCGCCUGUGAUAUGAGACGUUAUUAUGCCUCGAGUCAUCAAUAAAUUUAAAGAACUGAGUUCCCGCCGCACCAGAACCCCUUUAAAAGUUAAAGAAGUCAACCCAUUCAUGAUAAAAAGGACAUUUAAUAAAAUUUUCAAAAGCAAAGAAGCUUACCAGAAAGCAAAUCAAAUUGUAAAGCUUAAAAAAAUCGAAAGUAUAGGGGAUUUUCGAGUGAAAAAUGCAGUAAAGGCAUUGUGUGAGUUUUCUGAAAGAAGCCAAGGAAUCUCUGUUUGGAAAUUAGGGGAAUUGCUGGUUUCGUUAGGCUUGAGUGAGAAACCGAAAAGUCUGCUGGAAAUUUUGAGUUUAUGCUUCAACACGAGUGACCCAAUGAAUUGUCUGACAAAUGAAAAUGAAAUUAUUGCGCUCUGUAGCUCGUCCGAUGUGUUUUUGAACAAGCUGAACUGUUUGGCGUUUGACGAAACAGUUAAAAGUGAGCAAAAAGUGAUUUUUCAAACAGGAAUCUCUAUUUUUGACACAAAUGAGGACAAAAGAGCUAUUAAAAAGCAAGAUAUUUCGCUGAUGAGAAAACAGACAAAUCUAGAGCAGUCAAGAAGCUUUGAUGAGCAGCUGGAGAUUAUAAACCACUUGUGAAAUAAGUCUGAUAAAGCUCAAGGGUUUUUAGAUAAAAAGAGAGUGCUAGGUAUUGUUAUCGAAAUUGGGAUUGUAUCCAAUAUGAGCGAUGCUAAAAGGUUUGUAGAGGGCAUUGAAAAUGUGGAGAAAUACAACCACUCUUCAUUCCUUAAAAUCUUUGUUAAGACACUUUUGAAAGGACUGAUCUUAAAAGUGUCAGAAAUUUUAGAAAAAAAGGAAAGGGCAGGAUCGCAGUCACCAACUUUGAAACUAAGCCGAUGAAAGCGUAAACUUCUACUAAAAGGUAUAGAGGAAGGCGAUAACACAACGCAUGAUGCCAUUAAACUGUUCCAUAAAGUCAAUAAUCCAGCUGGAUCUGAUCCUAUUUAA